This is a messenger RNA of Dibothriocephalus latus, 927 nucleotides long. The record is from the annotation of a GenBank genome assembly. NCBI's taxonomy places the organism in Eukaryota, Metazoa, Platyhelminthes, Cestoda, Diphyllobothriidea, Diphyllobothriidae.
CUCGUGACAUUCUCUGUUGCCUUCGGCCUCUGUAUUGCUACAAUGGGCCCGUCCGCUCGGCUUAUGUUGGAUUUCUUCAUCAUCAUGAACGAGAUCAUCAUGCGUUUGGUCCGACUCAUCAUGUGGUAUGCUCCCGUCGGUAUCGUCUUCCUCAUCAUCGGAAAAAUCCUCGGACUGCAGGAUCUGGCUGGAACGGCGGCGGGUCUCGGACUUUACAUGCUGACUGUGAUCAGUGGACUGUUCCUCCAUCUCUUCGUCACUCUCAUGGGGAUCUACUUCCUGGUUUGUCGCAAAAACCCAUUCGUCUACUUCAAGGGACUUUUCCAGGCCUUCUUCAUGGCUCUGGGCACGGCGUCCAGUUCGGCCACCCUUCCGAUCACAUUCAAGUGCUUGGAGGAGACUCUUGGAAUCGAUGCCCGCGUGACACGUUUCGUCUUGCCUAUCGGCGCGACAGUGAACAUGGAUGGAACGGCGCUCUACGAAGCUGUGGCCUGCAUUUUUAUAGCACAAAUAAAUGAAAUUACCCUAUCGAUCGGCCAACUGAUCACCAUCAGUAUAACGGCCACGCUUGCAGCCAUUGGAGCCGCUUCUGUGCCCAGUGCCGGAUUGGUUACCAUGGUGCUGGUUUUAACCUCCGUGGGGCUUCCAGUUAACGACAUCACACUGAUCUUGGCUGUCGAUUGGAUGCUAGAUCGUAUCCGAACUUCUAUCAAUGUGAUGGGCGAUGCUUACGGCGCUGGAGUGGUCGCCCACCUCUGCAGGAAGCAGCUAGUAAACCCUGCUAGGAGACUUACCAGCGUGUGCAUUGCGCAAGACCUACCCGAUCAUCUUCGCAAAGAUGAUGCUAAUACUGAUGCCGAUAGUGAUUGUGAUGGCGAUGUUCGUCCCAUCGAGCUUGAGGAACAUGCGCGAAAGGCUGAUGCGUAG